CAACACACAACACAAAACACAAAACACAAACUACUAAACCUACUCUCUCUACAAAUUAUUCUUCGGCCGCCGUACCAUUGCCGUUUAGGCAUGGCACCCACACAGCCGCCAUCCACAACAACCACCACAACCACCAUUAACAGAACUACCAGUGAUGGCGGCACCAUCAUCCUCAACAAGUACCACCUCACGCGCCUCCUGGGGCGUGGCAAUUUCGCCAAAGUCUACCACGGCCGUUCUCUCUCCGACAACUCUUCCGUCGCCGUCAAAGUCAUCGACAAACCCUCAAUCUCCGACCCCACAAUGGAACCUAGACUCGUCCGAGAAGUCGCCGCCAUGCGACGGUUAAACCACCCCAACAUCCUUAAACUCCACGAAGUCAUGGCCACAAAAACCAAAAUCUACCUCGUCAUGGAACUCGCCGCCGGCGGCGAACUUUUCACACAACUUAUCCGACGUGGCAGGAUGAAAGAACCCACCGCACGUUUCUACUUCCAACAACUCGUUUCCACUCUCCACUUCUGUCACCAAAACGGCGUCGCACACCGUGAUUUAAAACCACAAAACCUUUUACUUGACUUACAAGGUAACCUUAAAAUCUCCGACUUUGGUCUGUCGGCGUUGCCGGAAUCUCAUAAAGACGGUUUACUACACACUUCGUGUGGAACUCCGGCGUUCACCGCGCCGGAGAUUAUUCGCGGGAAACCUUACGACGGUAAAAAAACGGAUGCAUGGUCUUGUGGGGUAAUAUUGUUUAACCUUUUAACCGGUUAUUUACCGUUUCAUGAUGGUAAUUUACCCAACAUGUAUAAGAAAAUGUUUAAUCGGGAUGUUAUGUUUCCGGAUUGGAUAUCGAAGCAACCCCGGGUCAUAAUUCAUAAGCUUCUUGACCCGAACCCGAAAACCCGAAUGAGCAUUGAGCAGUUGUUGAGUGUUUCAUGGUUUAAGAAGUCUUUAAAACCCGACCCGUAUGUCGAAUUAUACGACGACAAAGAAGAAGGCGUAAAAUGCGAGAAAACGAUGAAUGCGUUUGAUAUAAUCUCGUCGUUGUCGUCCGGGUUGAACUUGUCGGGUAUUUUCGAGGAGAAGGUGAGGAAGGAAAGGCGGUUUACGUCGAAUGCGAAGGCGGAGGAGGUGAAGAAGAGGGUGGUGGAAGUAGGGGGGGAAUUAGGGUAUAGAGUGAGGAAGAUGAAGGAUGGAGAGAAUAAGAAAGAGGGUGUUUAUGGGUUGGUGAGAGGGAGGGUGGAGGUGGUGGUGAAGGUGAUGGAGGUGGUGCCGGAGGUGGUGUUGGUGCAGAUGACGGUGGUGGAUGGUGGAGAUGAGUUUAGUGAGGGGGGAUGGGAUGAGUUGAAAGGGGGGUUUCAAGAGAUUGUUGUUUCAUGGCAUGAUGGUGUAUAGUGAACCAACUUUUUUUUUUUUUUUUGUAUUAGUGAUUAACAAGUGGUUAAAGUCUUUAUCAUUUGUUGAUCUUAUGAUUUUUAAUGUGUAUAAAUAAAUAAAUGAAUAGAUGGUGAAUGUAGCUUAAUGUUU
This is a messenger RNA of Helianthus annuus (common sunflower), 1530 nucleotides long. RefSeq names its product CBL-interacting serine/threonine-protein kinase 7. The transcript has a single exon. NCBI's taxonomy places the organism in Eukaryota, Viridiplantae, Streptophyta, Magnoliopsida, Asterales, Asteraceae. The record is from RefSeq and is a predicted model, not a curated record. Gene Ontology annotation, biological process: protein phosphorylation; signal transduction. The coding region runs from base 91 to 1398 and encodes 435 amino acids. Gene Ontology annotation, molecular function: ATP binding; protein kinase activity.